CUAACCCCACCCCCCUCCACCACCACCAACACCCCCACUCCGGUGCCAACAUCACCACAUGCGCGCCGAACAUAGGGACGUGUUGCCGCUUGCUUGCACCUGCUUAUUUGGUGGCGUGUGUCGCAGGUGUAGCAGUCACCGGCACGGAGAGUGGAGCAACGUGUACAUUACCCUGCGCGUAUUGCGCGUGCGUGCGUGUGUGUGAGAUUCAUGUCUGGAAAACGCGCAGUAUUAAAGAUACCCUGCCAUCUGCUCGGAUGACUCGAAUGUGUACGGGAUUACAACAGCAGCAGCAGCAGCAAGGCUUGCAAGGAUAGCUCGCCCUGUUCCCCGAGGAUGAGGAGGAGCAGCAGCGUGCAUGCAUCCCUCUGCAGGGUGUGCAGCCGUGACCUGCAGCUAUGUAAUGUGUGGCGAGGUGGGAGACGUGGCGGAUGGCGGUACCAGCGCUGAGCACAUUAACAUUGGGGCACACCACGGCAAGCACGGCAAAUCACGACACCGCCUACCACGCGGCACCCAGCUCUCUGCUCGCCCGCUCAUGCCAGGUCCUGCAACAUCGCCGCGAGAAGCAACAAGACUGGCAAGCCAGGACGAGUGUCGUGAAGCAUGCCAACUCGAGCCUCUCUCCUGCCACGCUGUCUCAAGGCAGCUCAUGCCCCUGACGCUUGCCCGGCACCUGCACACGCACACCCGGAGACGCACGCGGCGCUGACGAUCGCGGAGAAGCGGAACCUUUAGAUCGCACGGCCAGGGCGGACGAUCACCCCCGUGCCGGACCUGGUGCAUGCGGGUUGCGUGACUCUGCGCGACCCGCGGCCGCUCGACGAUGGGCCACGGCUGGGGCUACUAUGGCCCGGGUUACGGCGCGUACCUGCGCUCCGCCGUGCCGCCCUGCUUGCUUCUCCACGCCUGCUGCUGCGUGCUCGCCGCAGUGUGCUCGUGCAGCCGCUCCGCCUCGGCCGGCGUGCCGUUCUGCCCCAAGGCGUGCCGGUGCUCGGCCGAGCCAUUGGGGGAGCUCGCCGUGCGCUGCAGCGGCGCGCGCCUCACCGAGGUGCCCCGCGACCUGCCCUCCGACGUCACGCGCCUCGCCCUGGACGCGAACCACAUCACGUGCGUGCGGCCUGGCGCCUUCAGGGGCAUGCGGCGGCUCAAGGAGCUCAACCUGAGUGGGAAUCUGUUCGAGACACUACCCGCCGGAGUCUUCGCUGGCCUGGAGGACACGCUGAAGAUGAUCGACAUCUCCGACAACAGGCUCACCACCCUGCGCCCAGAAAUCUUCCAGGGCAUGAUGAGCGUGCGCGUGAGGCUCUCCCGGAACCCAUGGCACUGCGACUGCGCCCUGCAGCAGGCCCUCUCGGGCGUCAUGGACGCAGACCCGGUGGGCGAGGCCCUGUGUCGCACGGCGCUCGUGCCCGAGCUGGCGGGGAAGACCCUCAGCCGGGCCCUGCCCGCGUUGUGCGGGGGCUCGGCGGUCGCCGGCGGGCGACGGCGCCGGACCACGGACGUGGCCAUGCUGCUCACGAUGGCCGCAUGGUUCGCCAUGGUCAUCGUCUACGUCGUCGUGUACGUGCGGCGCAACCAGGCCGAGACGCGGCGCCAUCUCGAGUACCUCAAGUCCCUGCCGAGCUGCCAGCCAGGGCAGGCCGACAGCGAGGAGGCGGACACUGUGAGCAGCGGACUCUGAGUCGCGCUGGGUGCCAGUGUGGAGCCUGAGCUCAUGCUGUGGCGGCUCUGCAGACUAUUGGUAGAUCGCACAGGCCACGGUUGGGCAUGGGGCGCCCACCUUGAUUGGCAGCAGGUGGCUGACCAAUCCGUAUACAUAGAUUCGUGAGUGUUAUUCAACUGUGCGAUUGUUUUUUUUUUGUUUCUGUGCAGGCGCUACAUUUUGGUCUCGCGCUAAAAUACUCGCCGACGGAUUGGUCGAAUGGCCCAAGCGAAAUGCUCGUGAGAAUACAUCUUGAGACUCAGUGGAGGCUUUGCACAGUAACUGAAGGACCGUUAUAUUAUCGUAAUGGUACAUCCGUUACAAUGGAUGAAUAGAGUCGGUCGGCAUAUGGGAUGGACCGAGACCUUUAAAAAAGGAGUGUGGCCUUUAGCUUGGUGAGCAAUGGAUAUAGUUAUAUUAUUUGAAUAUUUUGUGGUGAAAAUAAAAACGGAAGCAGUGAGGUUAGGCUUCACUUGUGUUUUUCUCACUUUCAUGUCUUAAAUUACCUAAACCAAGACGAUAGUUACAUUUAGGAGGAAGGGGAUAAUAUGUGCACAACAUUGAGGUCGCAGUUCACAAAGUCACGUUUCCUUCUACAGGAGACGAGGGCUGCAUUAGUCGGUAAGGACUUGUCCCUUGCUUUUUAUUCGACGCGUGUCCGGCGAUGGCACAGCCAUCGAUCGAGGGUCGAAUUCGAACCGCGUUGUGUGAUCGGCAUCGCGCUCGCUGAAGGUGUUGAUGCCUU
Petromyzon marinus (sea lamprey) is the source of this 2450-nucleotide messenger RNA. RefSeq names its product leucine-rich repeat-containing protein 3-like. Gene Ontology annotation, molecular function: protein binding. NCBI's taxonomy places the organism in Eukaryota, Metazoa, Chordata, Hyperoartia, Petromyzontiformes, Petromyzontidae. Gene Ontology annotation, cellular component: plasma membrane. The record is from RefSeq and is a predicted model, not a curated record.